Messenger RNA from Rhodofomes roseus, 1973 nucleotides. RefSeq lists its product as uncharacterized. The record is from RefSeq and is a predicted model, not a curated record. The transcript is spliced from 6 exons. Lineage: Eukaryota; Fungi; Basidiomycota; Agaricomycetes; Polyporales; Fomitopsidaceae. The coding region runs from base 102 to 1652 and encodes 516 amino acids.
UCUCGUCCACAGCACGGCGCUCUGUCGCCUCCCUCCCCUCCUUUCCUCUUCUCCGGCUUCUUCUUCGGUUUGGUGCAUCUCGUCCUGGUCGGCAACACAUCAUGUUAUCUGGACGCUUCAGUCUACUCUGCCUCGCCACAACUGUACUAGCCACGCCUGCCAGGCUUGCAAGCGGGCUACAUCACCGACGACAUGUCUCUCACGAGAGCGGCCUUUUUGCGAGAACGUUCGCGGACGUACUCCCUCGCAACGACUGCGAACCUGCCGACCCCCAGGACACAGUCACGGACAGGUUGAACACCCUGCUCAACUCCUCGGGACCUGGAUACACGCUGCCACUGUGUCCUAGCGAGUCAUACUAUAUCACAGCACCACUACAGUUUGCCGCACAUGACCAGGAGAUCAGCACGGUGGGCUAUCCGGAGGGCGACGACCGAGCCACCCUUGUCGUCUCGGGGGCGAUCACCAAUGGGGCAGGACAGACAACGGCGGUCAUGGGUCAGUGCGCAGACUGCGACGAUAUUAAACUGCGUCAUAUCCAGAUCAACGGCACUCGCGGGAAUAACGGACCCAUCAACGGUGGCGCUAACAUUGAGAUGGGCGGCGACAAUUCCGGGCAGCUCAUUGAAUUCGUGCACUCCUUCGAUCCCAGAGGCUGGUCAUGCCUGCACAUCGCUGAAGGGACCUUCAAAUGCAACAACCAGACCAUACAAAACAACGACAUCGGGCCUUGCGGCACUGACGCGUUCCAACAAUGGGCAGAUGGUAUAAGCAUCAGUUGUAUGAAUACUGUUGUACGCAACAACAUGGUCAAGAACCCGACUGACGGUGGCAUUGUUAUCUUCGGAGCACCCGGUACACUGGUCGAGAACAAUACAAUCUGGAUUGUGGAUAACACUCUACUCGGUGGUAUAAACAUGGUGGACUACGAUCCUUGGUCCGGCAACUACACCAACACAAUCGUACGGAACAACCUCAUCAUGGGUGGCUUCGCUACCAGCGAUGAGGAGCCCGGGGACGCGGACGGUACCAAUUCAGAAGACGUCAUCAUCAAGAUCGGUAUCGCCAUUGGCCCACGCACAUGGUUCGGCAACCAGUACUACCAGAACGUCAGCACGUCCGGCACCGUCCUGAACAACCAGCUCACCGGGGCAUUCGGGUACGCCAUGGCCAUGUCCUCCGCGCGCAACUUCACCGUGCAAGGCAACACCCUCACCGGCAACACGUCCUUCAUCGGCAGACGCGGCCCCAACUGCACCGCAGGCGACACAAUACCCAACGCCGCCGGGUUCAUCAUCGACCCGAGCCUCGUCUCGCUCUCGACUGAGCAGUCCGGCUUCAUGAACGUGAGCGACGGCGACGGCCUGACAUGUAUCCAGCCACCGGACGGGGGCGACUACUGGCCUUUCGGUGGGAACCCGUCGAACCCGGGCGCGGCAUCUACCAGUUCGCCCUCACCCUCUUCAUCCUCGUCGAGCGGCAUAUCAGGAGGCAGCAAGGCAGGCAUUGCUAUUGGUGUCAUUUUGGCCGUCGCCGCUAUCGCCGCGGCGACGUAUUUCAUCCGUCGCUGGGCACUUGCGCGUGCGACGGCCAGCGGCACCGAGCCCUGGCGUAGGUCAGGCUACCUCGGGAAGGGGAAGCAGCUCUCAUGAGGACGCUGUUCACGCAGCCGAACACCUAUCUCGAUGACACUACUACUAUUUCAUCAUGGGUUUAUUGUUUUGUUCUGACACUUCGACUAACGAGCGCAACGUACCUUGCCACAUCUAUUUCUAUCGUACGGUCCAGGAUACUUUGACAUGCUUACACCGACGCACCCCUCUACCCUGCGAUAUACCACUAUCCCUUCAGGUCACUCUCCUUUGGUUGUGCUCGGACUGUGCUAUUAGAUUCUAGAAUGUAUGUGUAGCUGCAUCGAUAGAAUGAUCACAGUACCACAUCAAUGCAAUCCUUGCUGUUCUGAAUCACUGUCA